GAAAAACAUAUUAAAGUUGUAAUUUUUUUUAAUCGUUUUCCUCAUCCAAAUCUGAAAGCACUCACAAGUCUUUCUCUGAUUCAGACUUCUUUUCUCGUCCAACUUUCGCCUUCAGAAGUCAGUUUUUACGAAUUGCACAAAAAAUGAAUUCCAGAAAUGAAGUCUUGAGACCGUUUCUUCAUUCUUCUUUCCCUUUCUGUUCUUCCCUGCUGAAUCGAGAAGGAGGAACCGCUUUAGUUUGUUGAUUUCAGGUUCUCGAAGCCCAUACCCUUUUUUUAAUUUUUGCCUCGUUUUCCGAAAAAACCACUUUUGGUCUUGCUUUUUGUGAGCUUUAGCAUGAUUAAAAAGGGAUUUCGUUGAUUGGCUCUAGGACGCACGCACGCACGCUUCGGGUUCUGCUAUUUAAUUUUGAGUGGACUUGGAUUGUUUUUCUUUUUCCUUUUGGAUGAGAAUCAAGGGAGUUUUCAGAAUUUUGGAGAGUUGUGGCGGGAUAAGCAAGUUUUCGUAACUUGGAUCCUACCAAGUUGACCCAGAUUGGAAUUUUCAAGGCUUAGUGGUGAAAGGAUCCUAUCGGAUUGGGUCACUGGCAUGUGAAUUUGGAUAGACUAGUGGAGCUAUACAAGCCAUUGUCUAAUCUAAAGCUCCGAAGUCAUUAAUCUGUGGUAAAAUCUGGUGAUCGGGAUGGGUUGCGAGUGUUCGAAGUUCUCGGACUGUUGUUUUGGUUCAGAGGAAACCAAACCAGUUGCUCGUGCUCCAGAUAAUGAAAGUGUAGAGAAAAGUGAGCUUGAUCUGCCUGCAUUCCGCGAGUUCACCAUAGAUCAAUUGAGGAUGGCUACAUCUGGAUUUGCUGUUGAAAAUAUAGUAUCCGAACAUGGUGAAAAGGCUCCGAAUGUGGUUUACAAGGGGAAACUCGACAACCAGAGACGAAUUGCUGUCAAAAGAUUUAAUAGAUCAGCCUGGCCAGAUGCUAGACAAUUUUUGGACGAAGCAAGAGCGGUCGGUCAACUUCGGAACCAGAGACUGGCAAAUUUACUUGGUUGUUGCUAUGAGGGUGACGAGAGGUUGCUUGUUGCAGAAUUUAUGCCCAAUGAAACGUUAGCAAAACACUUAUUUCAUUGGGAAAAUCAACCUAUGAAGUGGUCAAUGCGGUUAAGGGUGGCACUACAUCUUGCACAAGCUCUAGAAUAUUGCACCAGCAAAGGGCGAGCACUCUAUCAUGAUCUAAAUGCUUACAGAGUUGUUUUUGACGACGAAGGAAACCCUCGACUUUCAUGUUUCGGUCUGAUGAAAAACAGUCGGGAUGGGAGAAGUUACAGCACAAAUUUGGCAUUUACUCCCCCUGAAUAUUUAAGAACAGGCGGAAUAACUCCAGAAAGUGUCAUAUACAGCUUUGGAACUCUUUUGCUUGACCUUCUGAGUGGAAAACAUAUUCCUCCAAGUCAUGCUUUAGAUCUCAUACGGGACAGGAAUCUUCAGAUGCUUACUGAUUCUUGUUUGGAAGGGCAAUUCUCAAAUGACGAGGGUACCGAAUUAGUGCGGCUUGCAUCACGAUGUUUGCAGUAUGAACCUCGAGAGCGUCCUAAUACAAAAUCAUUAGUUUCAGCAUUGAUUCCUCUUCAGAAAGAUGCUGAGGUUCCUUCUCAUGCAUUGAUGGGCAUACCACAUGGUGCUGCAGCUAUGAAUCUGUCAUCUCUUGGUGAAGCUAGCUUAAGAAUGGAUUUGACAGCCAUACAUGAAAUCUUAGAAAAGAUUGGGUACAAGGAUGAUGAAGGUGCAGCAACUGAGCUCUCGUUCCAGAUGUGGACCAACCAGAUGCAGGACACGUUGACCUCGAAGAAAAAGGGUGACGUGGCUUUUCGGCAGAAGGAGUUUAGAGCUGCAAUUGAGUGCUAUACCCAGUUCAUAGAAGUCGGGACCAUGGUUUCUCCAACGGUAUUUGCACGUAGGAGUUUGUCAUAUCUGAUGAGCAACAUGCCACAGGAAGCCCUUGAUGAUGCUGUGCAAGCCCAAGUAAUAUCUCCCCUCUGGCAUGUCGCAUCCUAUCUGCAAGCUUCUGCACUUUUUGCCCUCGGAAAAGACAACGAGGCACAUAUAGCGCUCCGGGAGGGUUCUGUCCUCGAAAGUAAAAAGAACGCAGUGACCUGACAAAUAGCAAAAUGAAAGACUAGACUUUUCUCUCCAUUGAAAUCGGUCUUCUUCUGUAGAUGAGAACAGAUCGCAGUUUCGUACAUAUCGCAUAACGUGGCCUGAGGAUCGACAACAUCGGGAGUUCGAAUGGAGAGAAAUGGAGGUACUCUAACUGUGCCGUGAUUCGUUCAUAUUGUCAAGUUGAAGGGUUUUUUUUAACAUCACUUCUGGAAGGGUUGGUUUGCUGAGUUUUCUGAGGGUGUCAGGUAACUUCCUUUCUUCAAACUACAGUAGUCUCUGCCUGCAUUUGUUCCAUUUUCUAAUAGCAGCAUCUUGAUAUAUGAUUGAUUAUGUUGCUUUCAGAACAUUAUUUAUCUGUAAAGAAUUAAUCGCAUUCGAGGUCAAAAUGGAGAAUGCUUUUGCCUACUUUCUAUGUUUAUCAUUUAUGUAGAAACACCCAAUGUUUGGCUGCUUAAAGGUGAUACUAGUUAUAUCACAUAUGUUAUUACUAUUCUUUUCCUAAUAAAAUAUAAUACUUUCCA
Messenger RNA from Momordica charantia (bitter melon), 2669 nucleotides. RefSeq names its product kinase with tetratricopeptide repeat domain-containing protein (gene BSK7). Gene Ontology annotation, biological process: protein phosphorylation; brassinosteroid mediated signaling pathway. Gene Ontology annotation, molecular function: protein kinase activity; ATP binding; protein binding. NCBI's taxonomy places the organism in Eukaryota, Viridiplantae, Streptophyta, Magnoliopsida, Cucurbitales, Cucurbitaceae. The record is from RefSeq and is a predicted model, not a curated record.